UCUAUUGGUUCGUUGCCAGGUUAAUUGGUGCGAGGAACCAGCUGUCAACUAUUUAGAUAACGUGGAUGGUGAAGGCUUGGCGGCGGCUCGUUCAAAACACACGGAGGAUGGACUCGGCUCGUAGUAGAAACAUUUGUCGGCGUUUCAUAAAUGGCUCUUGCAGAUUUGGUUCAAGAUGCAAUUAUCGUCAUGAAUGGCCAACCAUACACUCAUCCCAAAUAUGUCGGUAUUAUCAGAAAGGUGGAUGCUGGUAUGGUGAGCGCUGCAGGUUUUUCCAUGUUCUUCAGUCUGAAGCUGGCACAACUGUUGCAGGAAGAAGGGCUUCAGUACCUACGGUCUCCUCCUCCAGUGUGGCUCACGCGUCACCUGAUAGGCGAGGGUCAGAACCUGCAGUUCUGCAAGCUGAGGUGACAUCUGAACAAGAGUGCAGCAGAUCAGAGUUGGCAGCUGAUACCUCAAACCCUCAAUGCGACACUGGGCACCUGCCAGCGAAUAUCGCUGAGGAGCAGUCAGAAGAAUCUGGUCUGGGAUCGUCUCAAAGCUCAGAAGCUGCUGAAGCAGGUGCCUGCGAUGGAAGAAAUGAGGAGAUCUCCCCAUCUGAAACCCCGGAGAAUGGGGCUGCCGCUGCAGCUUCUGGUUCUCAGGGAAGGGAGGAGGAAACUGAGGCCUUCCUCAGGAGCAAAGACGUGACCUGUGGGAUCUGCAUGGACAAAGUGUAUGAAAAGACUGAUCUGAAAAGCGGUGUCUUUGGCAUCUUGCCCAACUGCAAUCACUCCUUCUGUUUACAAUGCAUAAUGACCUGGAGGAAGACCAAAGACCUCGGCCUGGAUGUGAUAAAACGCUGCCCACAGUGCCGCGUGAGGUCUGCCUUUUAUGUGCCGCACAAAUACUGGGUUGAAGGACAAGAAAAGGAAGAUCUAAUUACUGAGUUCAAGCAAAAAUUCAGUAAGAAAUCCUGCACCUACUAUUCUCGAUACCAAUGCUGCCCUUUCAAAAGCGAGUGCCUUUACCGACAUGACAAAAGUCGACACAGCGCGUCCUUUCUGCAUUUUGGAGAAGAUGACUUUGAGGAUGAAGAUGAUGGAGUGGAUCUAAUUAGUUUCUUCAUAGCCAUGACCCUUCUUGGUGAUGAUGAUGAUGACGACGACCUUGAAUUUACUUUUUUACCUUACUAAAACAGUGUAGUUUGAGUGCUCAUCUCCCUCCCCCUUUCUUUUAUUUUUUUUUUCCUUUUUUGGUCAGUGUUUGAAACCACUGAAUGGGGUCUAUAACCAUCAUUGGUCCCUGGAAAAUGCAUGGCUGCUGCCUUUUUUUUUUUUCUUCUUUCCUUUUUAAAAACCACCUGUGUCUUCAUGAAAUUAUUACUGAAACAGCCUACGAGUAGCUUUGACUCAGGAUCAUCGAGUGGAAAGUACAUCUCACUUAAAGGACUCCUAAAUUCAGACAGGAACCUGUCUCCAAGUCUGUGCACACUUGGACACUCCAGAACUCAUGGCUAGUGGUCUCAGCGUAAGACACCUUUGUUUCUAGUUGGGGUUUAUAAUUUUUUUUUUUUUUUUUUUUAAAUACUACAGCUGUUAUGUGUUAAGUGUUUAGCCAACUGUCCGCUUCUCUUCCAACUUCUGAGCGUGCCAAUGUAGACAUUUCUCUAGUAGCUUGGGCCAUUUAGAUAUUUUUAAAGUGUUAUGUCGAUGGUAGUUUUAAUUGCCCAAGGGUUAAAAAAAAAAUUGUACUGUCCUAAUGUCUGAUAUCUGUAUAAAAAUGAUUAGUUGUCACACACUUCCCAGUUUUGGCAAGAACAAAUGAUUUUAUGUCUUUUUUUUUUUUUAACCAAAUUGUACCUGUACACAAA
Pundamilia nyererei is the source of this 1852-nucleotide messenger RNA. It is a transcript of the gene mkrn4, whose product is annotated as makorin, ring finger protein, 4. The transcript has 8 exons. Lineage: Eukaryota; Metazoa; Chordata; Actinopteri; Cichliformes; Cichlidae. Gene Ontology annotation, molecular function: metal ion binding; ubiquitin protein ligase activity. The coding region runs from base 66 to 1175 and encodes 369 amino acids. The record is from RefSeq and is a predicted model, not a curated record. Gene Ontology annotation, biological process: protein polyubiquitination.